Messenger RNA from Colletotrichum godetiae, 1332 nucleotides. RefSeq lists its product as uncharacterized. Gene Ontology annotation, molecular function: zinc ion binding; DNA-binding transcription factor activity, RNA polymerase II-specific. Bases 1 to 1332 code for a protein of 443 amino acids. NCBI's taxonomy places the organism in Eukaryota, Fungi, Ascomycota, Sordariomycetes, Glomerellales, Glomerellaceae. The record is from RefSeq and is a predicted model, not a curated record. Gene Ontology annotation, biological process: regulation of DNA-templated transcription. The transcript is spliced from 3 exons.
AUGGCAGCCGCAAUACAGUCUAUUCCCGUUGAAAACUUUCCUUUUAGCUUUGAUAUGUCUCAGACGACUUGUCGUGAAGGCAACUCUGUGGAAUUAAAGAACUCAGCAACCUCAACUAAACGGCGUCGCGGCCCACUUACCCGCAAUGCCUGUAAGCAUUGUCGUAUCAAGAAGUUGAAAUGCAGCGGCGAAAAACAAGGGUGCGGGCGAUGCAGAGCCAACGGAUUCGACUGCCAGUAUGAAAGCUCAAAUCCUAGUUCAAAGAGGCGCUUGACGAUUGCCGAUUUUACACCUUCUAUGUCCCCAUGGGAAAGGGAAGAUAGCUUGACCGCCGAGAUUGCCAUAGGCAUGGAGGAAGAUCAUGAUCCGAAUAAUCUGGACAACAUUGACCGCCUGGUCUUCCACCCAAGAGCCUUUUCUCCCUUUCAGGACGAUGCAAUAGACGACAUACUAUCUACGGAUGUCCUUGAUAGUUUUAUAAAAGCCGGUGAAACCCAGCCUUUCAUGAAGACAACACUCAACAGCUCAACGACCUCACCUAGGGUAGAUCCGCUACUCUCAAGUCUAGAUAUCUCGGUAUGGCCCAAAGUGGCUUCCAUCGGCUCAGAUACAGAGAGGUCUACAACCCAAGUCGAAAGGCGACGAAAGCACACAAGGGAGCCAUCAAGUCACAGCCAGGAGUGGCCUCGCAAUAUCCAGCGCCCUCGACAUGAUCAAUCGAAGCAACCCCCGGAACGAGACAGUUCUCCAUGUUCAUGCUACGCGCGAGUUUUUCUCCAGCAUGAGGAUGUUAGUUCCAACCUUCUCUGGAGUAUACGCAGCAAAGCUCCCGCGCCACCGGCAGAAUUGCUGCGGUCAUUGAAGAGGACCAUGGAGGGCCUUGGCUCUUUUUUCGAUUGCCAUGCUCAUUCAACGCGUCCUGAAUUCGUCGCCUUGCUCGUGUCCAUGUGCGAUAUGAUGCUCGGUGGUGUGGAGUAUUUGGUGCCUAAGUUGUGCGUAGACGAGGACAUCAACGGCGCUUCUGAAGACGAUGACUCGGAUACGUCCAGUUCUCAUGGUGACUCAAGACGACGUUCUAGUAGUAGGAGUGGCAGCGUCAAGUUUACAUCGCAGCCGGUCUUCAGGUUGAGCCAAGGAACAUUAGACAAAGAGGAUGAACUUCAUGUACUUCACAGUUUACUACGAGUUCGAACUAAGCGAUUAGGACUCUUGAUUGAUAGACUGUAUCACGCGGUGGACAAUAACGGGAGACCUAUACAUAGACAUACUGUCUGCAGCUUACAGGACCGGCUUAGAGUUGUUUCAUCGACAUUGAAGAGAAGCCAGCUAUAG